UGAGAAUAAAGCAAAAUGGCGGCGCUGGAGGUAACAGAAAGGACUCCAUUAUCACACAUGGAUUGCUAUAUAAUACAUGAAGUGUAUGAUGGGGAUUUCUCACAAGAACAAUUUGAAGCAGAGCUAGAUGCUGCACUAGAGCACCAGUAUCGUUAUAUUGUGAUUGAGCCCGCCCGGCUGGGAGAUGAGACUGCCCGUUGGAUUUCUGUUGGCAACUGCUUGCAUCGAACAUCUGUGAUAACAGGAGCUGUUUGCCUCUUAUCUCCUCUGGGGCUUUCCUCUAACUGUGCUUAUUAUUUAGGACUACCUGCUGGGGCAGUAAGUGUAGCUUGCGCCGCUUUAUAUUGUGUCUCUUGGCAGCCUGAUCCCUGCUGCCAAUACCAAGUUGACCAGAGUGGGCGAGAGCUUACUCGUCUUCCACCCGGGACACUAAGGACCUCGUCGCCAGUGGUGUUGGUACGGAAUGAGGAUACACAAAGAAAACGACUUCACAAUGUGAUCGCAUUGACUGCUUUAGCAUAUUGUGCCCAGAAGAUUUUUGAGCUGUGCACAGACUAAAAAUACUUGCGAAUGACCAUAAAGAUUAUACAGGAUUCUAGAUCUUUUGCUCCUUGUACCAAAGAAAUCUGUAUGCAGAGUAUAAACUCAUUUUCCUCACUUGCUGUAAUUGAAAUAAUGUGAAGGGCAAAUGUUCUAGUGCACACCCAGGAGAAAUAGAUGAUUUAUACAUCAUGAUCACUGAAAUAUAACCUUAAAUAUUAUUAUUUAUUAUUAUUAGGUAUCUGUAGAGCGCCAACAGAUUCCGCAGCGCUAUUAUAAUUGCUAUAAAGUGUUACUCUUGUAUUUUAGCUGUCUAUGCUCUAUACUCAGGGAAUCAUACUACAAACCAUUUGUAGAUUUUGCGGUAUUUGUACAGCUUAGGUCUUCAAUCUGCCACAACUUUAUUAACUGCAAAAGCACAAGAACGCUUUAUUCAGGAACCAUGCUCCGUAAAGCAAUCUCAAAAGGAACAGUAUUCGCAUCAAGCAAUCAGGGGACAUAAAACUCAAUAUUUAAUCAUACAUAGCAAAAUAUUACAAUGCACUUUAUUUAUUUAGUCUGCUUUUCCUGUAAUUUAUAUCUGAAAGUUGUAGUUUUCUCACUUCCAUAAAGAGUCUGGAGUGAAUUCUGUGGAAUUCAGAACUCUGACCCUCCUACAUGCUGUACUGUGAUUGCUUAAUGUUACCAAACAAUGCAAAAGUUACUAUCAAAAUUAGUUUUAACUGUUUUUAAAAUGUUUUGUUUACAGAUAUUUUAUAAUACAGUGAUUCAUUUCUGAUGCAUACAUAACAAAUUACUUUAAAGGGACAUUGUAUUAGAAUAUGUUUCCAGUAAUACAUUUUACCUGCUGGAAUGUUUACAAAUAGCUCCUGUACCUUUUUGAAAUAGAUGAUUUUGCCUUAUAAAACCACCACAUAUACUGAAAAAAAUAGAUACAAAUAUAAGAGCAGCUAUGGAAACCAGAAUCGCCUCUCUCUCUCUACGGGCUAGAUUCAUCAAUUUGAGGAUGGACAAGGUUCACAUGUUGUGAACUUGUCUGCAUUUCAUCGCAAAUUGUGGGGUGCAUUUGCUCCCCAUAUUUAGAAUUGCUCAUGCAAUGUUGCCCCCUUCGGGCUAAUUAUUUUUAAAUAAAGGCUGCUAGAGCAGGGUUUAGGAGGCAGUGCUUUAAGCUGCUUUAUAAAUAUCAGUUGGCAGACUCAAAUGAGCGAGCCUAAAUCCAAAAGGGACAAUCACCUGAUAAAAUAAUUCCCCAAGUACUGUACCAGCCUUAUAUUCAAAGAUAUAUAAUAAUAGCUCAGUUUAUUAAAAUGGGCAUUUUUAGUUCUAUUUCAUGUACAAAAAUAAAUAUAAACACAGUUUUCCAUAUAUUUAUACCCUGCAGCCGGUAAAACAAGUAAUUGGGAACACAUUAAGGGGAAACCAAUUUUAUAGUCCAUAUAGUACAUUUUGUCUCUUUUCUAUUAACAUUGUUAUCAUUUAUAAUGCUGAACACUGACUCCAGUAAUCAAUAGUAAGAUUUUCUUUAAACUUGAUAUCAUACAUAUGCAUUAAAGGUAUUUAUUUUUUUGCCAAAUAAAAAGCAUGAUACUUGUAAAAAGGAAAUCUUAAAAAAUAAAAUAAAAUACUAGUCGAAAUUUAAUAGCUGCCCUAACUUUUAACCCUUUGAUAAAGCAUUCAUUUGUAGGUAACAUUGGGCAUACUUUACAGCAUGUACGGAAAGCUAGUCUGUCACAUAAAUAUUAACUACAAAAAACCUGUACAGCACCCUCCAACUUCCCUUAUUAAUGGAUCUAGUGGGUCUUAUAAGUGAACUGGUGCCAAUCUCUUAAAUGCUAUAGGUGGCUUAUGAUGCAGUACAGUAUCGGUAGCAUUAAGACUAAUAUUUAAAUGGAAUUACACAUGUGAGAUUACCACAGUGCACUUAAACCACCUAAACAGAAAUAUGCGCGCACAUAUUAUGUAAAGUGUGCAGCAUUUAUGGGCAAGAACACUAAGCUGCUUUGCUGAAUGUGUUUUUUUUUCUUCUUUGUCUAGCAUCUAAGAUGUCAUAUUUAAGAUCACAUUUCCUUUUUAAAGGUGCAUUAUAUUUAUAUAUUUUUAAUGUGUACUUGUAUAAAAUCUUUCAGACACACAGUACAAUCUCAUGUACUUUCCAAAAUCAUGAUAUUCUGUUUCUACCACUUAGUAAAUAUCUUAACUAUUGAGGGUCAUAAGUAAAUGUGCUGAAGGUAGAAACCCGUUUACAUGGUAAAAAAACUAAUUGUUUAGGUGUUUCCAUUUACUUUUUAACAACAGUAGCACUUUUCUAUUUAAUAAAACAGUGUAUGUGUUUAACUUAAAAUGUGAAUAUACUUUGCAAAAACUAAAACCCAAUAAAAGUAAAAUGUAGCUUUUCAAAUGGAUAAUACCACACACAACUUUUUGGGUUAAUUAAAAAAAAAAUCUUUAUAUUGCAUUAUUUUUUUUUAUUAUUUUAAUUCUGCCUAUAUGUAUGCUUAUUGAUCUGUUUAUACACUAUUUUGUACAAAACAUACACAGAACUAAGUGUUUAUACAUAGGCAUGUACAUUUGGGAACUUUGGGAUAAAACACAAGCUGCAUUCUGCCAUUUUUGGAGCUGGAUUUAUUCUUUUGAAAGUGCAACACACUAAGAUCUGGAUUUGCACAGAUAUCUGUUUCACAAGAAUAAAUCUGGGUCAGAAAUUGCUGAAUGCAGCUUGUGUCCACCAGCAUCUGUUUCCUCCCAAAAGUUCAUGAAUGCACAUGCUUAAUAUACUGUAUGAUUCAAAUGUCUGAAUUCAGUAUCACACUCCUAUUUCAGCAUUUAGUUUAAAAAAAUUUUUUGACAAAGUAUACAGUAUUUCUUAAACAAAAACACUUAAUUUCCACUAAAAAAGGUAAAAUAAUAUUAAUGUGUUAGUAGAUGCUGAAAAUAAAUAAAUCUAAAUAUUUAGGAAGUUCAUAGUUGUCUCCUUAACAGCUUUAAUUCUGCCUAACAUUAAAUCUAGACGUUGAUGGUGCAUUUUAUUAAUAAUUUUAACUUUUGUUAGAACAUCCCAAAGAGUGUCUAGAGAUUCCAAAUUGUGUUUCGCUUUUUCCCUCUUCAAAUGUUCCCAAAGGUGUUAAGUGAGGUUGAGGUUUGAUAACACUGGAGGGAAAUCCAUGCAAAAUAGCACUUCUUGCUAGUCAUAGGAUGACAGAUAAGCCUGAUGCACCUUCUUUAUAAAUCUUGGAUAAUUGUCCUGCUGGAAAAUUAAUCUUCUGUUUUGCCCAUGGAGACGGCACUUUACUAAGCUUCUUUUGACUGAUUUUGCUUUCUGGGUUAAAAUGUUACUGAUUCAUUUUUUUUUUGUUUGCUUUUUUUUAAUUGUGGAUGCAGAUGCUGUUCAGUAAUGUUACUUGCUAUACUGUUGCUCUAAGGGUGUGGCCUCUAGGUCUGCCUGUUCUUGCUUUGGACGAUAAAUAUUUGGUAUCCAAAAAUCUCUUAAGUGUGCAUUGUAUUUCCUCUUGGAAGUAUUCACCUUUAUUGCAAUUUGGAGCUGGAAAUGUUUUUUUCUGCCUUCAGGUGAACUACUUAUUCUCAUAUAUAGCUUCAUUAAACUAUUUUGACAUGAUUGUAAAAGGUAAUUCAACUAAUGUCAACCAUCAAAGUUUUUUAUAAAGGAGAACAUAAAGCAAAAUUAGUAGAAACACUAGCAGGAAUGUAGCAAUAUAAUUAAAGGUAUAUAUUUUAACCUC
Molecule: messenger RNA, 4277 nt
Organism: Bombina bombina (fire-bellied toad)
Lineage: Eukaryota; Metazoa; Chordata; Amphibia; Anura; Bombinatoridae
Product: transmembrane protein 11, mitochondrial
Exons: 2
Coding region: 16-558 (180 amino acids)
Biological process (GO): inner mitochondrial membrane organization
Cellular component (GO): mitochondrial inner membrane
Source: RefSeq, a predicted model, not a curated record